This is a messenger RNA of Asparagus officinalis (garden asparagus), 3561 nucleotides long. Its product is annotated as ISWI chromatin-remodeling complex ATPase CHR11-like. Gene Ontology annotation, cellular component: nucleus; chromatin. Gene Ontology annotation, molecular function: ATP-dependent chromatin remodeler activity; nucleosome binding; histone binding. The record is from RefSeq and is a predicted model, not a curated record. Gene Ontology annotation, biological process: regulation of transcription by RNA polymerase II; nucleosome organization. Lineage: Eukaryota; Viridiplantae; Streptophyta; Magnoliopsida; Asparagales; Asparagaceae. The transcript has 25 exons. Bases 60 to 3308 code for a protein of 1082 amino acids.
UCCUUUACUUUUCGAGCCCCCAAAAUCAAAUCCCUCGUGUAUUUCCCCCCAAACUCGCCAUGGCGAAACCCUUGGAAUCCGAUGAUCUCUCCGAGGAGAUCCCUUCCAGCGACUCUACGGAGUCUGACGACGACGAUCAGAAGAGCGAGGAGGAGGUGGAGGACGAGGAGGAGCUCGAAGUUGUGGCGAGACCGGCGAGUCCUGAUGAAGACGAUGAGUCUCAGUCGACGGAGGACGAUGAGGGGUUUAACGAGGGGAAGAGUGAUGACGAUGAUGAUGAUAAUGAGGCUGAGGGGACACUUAAGGCUUCAGAAAUUGGAAAGCGUGAGAGAGCUCGACUUAGAGAGCUGGAGAGGCUGAAGAAGCAAAAGAUUCAAGAAAUACUCGAUGCACAAAAUGCUGCUAUUGACGCUGACAUGAACACCAAAGGGAAGGGGCGUUUGCAGUAUCUACUACAGCAGACUGAGAUAUUUGCUCAUUUUGCAAAGGGUGCCCAAUCUGCAACAGAGAAGAAGACACGAGGAAGAGGGCGACAUUCAUCCAAGUUAACCGAGGAGGAAGAAGAUGAAGAAUGUCUUAAGGAGGAAGAGGGUGGUCUUUCUGGUGCGGGAGGAACACGUUUAGUAACACAGCCAUCUUGUAUACAAGGGAAAAUGAGGGAUUACCAACUAGCUGGGCUGAAUUGGCUAAUUCGGUUAUAUGAAAAUGGAAUUAAUGGGAUUUUAGCUGAUGAAAUGGGUCUUGGGAAAACGUUGCAAACCAUCUCUCUGUUGGGCUAUUUACAUGAAUUCAGAGGAAUUACAGGGCCUCACAUGGUGGUGGCACCAAAAUCCACUCUUGGCAACUGGAUGAAGGAAAUUCGACGAUUCUGUCCCGUGCUGCGUACUGUAAAGCUUUUGGGAAAUCAAGAUGAAAGGAAACAUAUACGCGAAGACUUACUGGUUGCUGGGAAGUUUGAUGUAUGUGUUACAAGUUUUGAAAUGGCCAUCAAAGAGAAAACUGCUUUGAGACGCUUCAGUUGGCGCUAUGUUAUUAUUGAUGAGGCACAUCGGAUAAAGAAUGAGAAUUCUCUUCUGUCGAAGACAAUGAGACUUUAUCAUGCCAAUUAUCGCCUUCUUAUUACGGGCACCCCACUUCAGAACAAUCUUCAUGAGCUGUGGUCUCUUCUUAACUUCCUGCUUCCGGAGAUAUUUAGUUCAGCUGAAACAUUUGAUGAGUGGUUUCAAAUAUCAGGAGAAAAUGAUCAGCAGGAGGUUGUUCAACAGCUUCACAAGGUUCUUCGUCCAUUUCUCCUACGGAGGCUUAAAUCGGAUGUUGAGAAAGGUUUGCCUCCUAAAAAGGAAACUAUACUUAAAGUAGGGAUGUCCCAGAUGCAGAAGCAGUAUUAUCGUGCUCUCCUUCAGAAAGAUUUAGAGGUUGUAAAUGCUGGUGGAGAACGCAAACGUCUGCUAAACAUAGCGAUGCAACUGCGCAAAUGUUGUAAUCAUCCAUAUUUGUUCCAAGGUGCAGAACCUGGCCCGCCUUAUACAACAGGAGAGCAUCUUAUUACAAAUGCAGGAAAAAUGGUCCUUCUGGAUAAAUUACUGCGGAAACUAAAACAACGAGGCUCCAGAGUGUUGAUAUUUUCACAGAUGACUAGACUUCUGGACAUCCUUGAAGAUUAUUUAAUGUUCCGUGCAUACCAGUACUGUCGUAUAGAUGGAAAUACUGGUGGAGAAGAACGUGAUGCUUCAAUUGAUGCCUUCAAUCAACCUGGAAGUUCAAAGUUUAUCUUCUUGCUUUCAACAAGAGCAGGCGGCCUGGGGAUUAACCUUGCCACCGCAGAUAUAGUUAUCCUUUAUGACAGUGACUGGAACCCUCAAGUUGAUUUACAAGCUCAAGAUCGGGCGCAUAGGAUUGGUCAAAAGAAAGAAGUUCAAGUGUUCCGUUUUUGCACAGAGUACACUAUUGAAGAAAAAGUGAUUGAGAGAGCAUAUAAGAAACUUGCACUUGAUGCUUUGGUGAUUCAACAAGGGCGCCUAGCCGAGCAGAAAACUGUGAAUAAAGAUGAGCUGUUGCAGAUGGUGAGGUUUGGUGCUGAAAUGGUUUUUAGCUCCAAGGACAGUACAAUAACAGAUGAAGAUAUUGACCGAAUUAUAGCAAAAGGAGAAGAGGCAACAGCAGCCCUUGAUGCUAAAAUGAAAAAGUUCACAGAAGAUGCCAUCAAGUUUAAGAUGGAUGACAAUGCUGAUUUGUACGAUUUUGAUGAUAAGAAGGAUGAUGAUAAAGUUGACUUUAAAAAACUUGUUAGUGAGAACUGGACAGAACCAUCCAAGAGGGAACGUAGACGCAAUUAUUCUGACACUGAUUACUUCAAACAAGCAUUAAGGCAAGGUGCUCCGACAAAACCAAGAGAGCCACGGAUUCCCCGAAUGCCGCAGCUGCAUGACUUUCAGUUUUUUAACGUCCAAAGAUUGAACAAUUUAUAUGAAAAAGAAGUACGGUAUCAUCUUGCGGCACACCAAAAGAAUCAGUUAAGGGACACAAUUACCGAAGAUGAUGAAUCUGAUGACAUAAUAGGGGAUCCAUUGACUGCUGAAGAACAAGAAGAAAAGGAACAACUUUUGGAAGAGGGUUUCUCAACAUGGACAAGGAAAGACUUUAAUACAUUUGUUCGAGCUUGUGAGAAGUAUGGGCGUAAUGAUAUAAGAAGCAUAGCUUCGGAAAUGGAGGGAAAAACAGAAGAAGAGGUUGAAAGAUACGCCAAAGUCUUUAAGGAGAGAUACAGAGAAUUAAAUGACUAUGAUCGGAUAAUAAAAAUCAUAGAAAGAGGAGAGGCUAGGAUUUCAAGGAAAGAUGAGAUAAUGAAAGCUGUUGGCAAAAAGUUGGAUCGUUACAAGAAUCCAUGGUUAGAAUUGAAGAUUCAGUAUGGUCAAAACAAAGGAAAAUUGUAUAAUGAAGAAUGUGACCGGUUCAUGUUAUGCAUGAUGCACAAACUUGGAUACGGAAACUGGGAUGAGCUGAAAUUAGCUUUUCGCCAAUCACCCUUAUUUCGUUUUGAUUGGUUUGUGAAGUCGCGCACGGCUCAAGAGCUUGCCAGACGCUGCGAUACUUUAAUUCGUUUGGUGGAGAAAGAAAACCAAGAAUAUGAUGAGCGGGAGAAACAGGCUCGAAAAGACAAGAAGAUUGCAAAGAAUUUGACACCGAGUAAGCUCUUCAUGCCUAAAUCACCAGCUGUGGAGACCACUGGUUUGGGUUCUUCAAGGAAGCGGAAGCAGCUCAUCAUUGACGAUUAUGGAAGCCUCGGGUCGGAGAAGAUAGUUUUUUGAAGAUAAAAUCUCAAUGCAUCUUGAAGCCUUGGACUAAAACCAUGCUGGAGCUGUUUGUUGCUUUUUGAGCAAAGGAAAGAAGUUGAUCAAUAAACUAGCGAAAUGUUUCCUAGUUUUGUUUGUCUAACUUAUUUUUGUAAAAUCAUCAGGAAGGCCAAGGUGCAAAUUAUAGUUGCAUAUAAUGCGAGGGCUGUAAGAAUUAGGAUAUAGAAAUUGGCACAAUUUACCAUAUUUAAGCUCUUAUUUUGCUAAA